ACGUAAUUGCUUCCAGGAGGGUCAGUAACCAGUCGCGCGUACAACCACCUCAUAGAAAUAUUUAUACUGUAUCGUUAGCAGAGUAUUCUGCAGGUUGUUGUCGUACGGGUUAUUACAAAUUCACAAUCAUAGUCUUAUCAUUUGCACCUUGUUCCUUCCGUCCAAACAGAAGUCUUUGACGUCCACAUCCAUCCACCUGCUGGAUCUGCUGAGAUGAGAUAAUGUACUCCAACAGGUCUGAGCACAGUCAGAGGGGGCAGUACAAUGAGAGAAGUUCAAGGCAGGGGGAUGGCUAUGAUGACAGAUGGAAAGAAAGAUGUGAACCUCAUGGAGAUCAACUGCAGGAUUCUUAUCAUAAACAUGGCGGGGACAGACACAGAAGUGCAGAGAGGACGAGCAGAAGUAGAGAGUAUGGGGACUCACCUAAGAGGAUGCACAGUAGAGAUUCACUGAACAGAGACUGGAGUAGAAAGAGCCCUGUAAGAAGACACGUGUCUUUAUCUGAUUGGGGAUCCUCUGAAAAGAAAAGGCGGAGGUGUACAGAGGAUGAUGAGGAUGAUUACAAAUACCGACGUGAGACUGAGGAUAGAUCAAAUAGAUUUUCUCCAGACAAUUUCUCACGCUCACGUACAACCAAGGAUUUUAAACACUCACGACCACAGGAUGAAGAUUUCAAAUACAGUAAAACAGCACAAGACUCGAGACACAAAUAUCGACAUGAGGAAUUCAACUACAGGCAACAACAAGAUGAUUUAGCUUGCAGAGCAUCAUCUGGAUAUGAGAAAGAUAGAGACAGCCGUGAAAGAAGCUGGGACCGUUCCCGAGAGAGGAAACAAUCACAAGAUUACACUACCAAGAAAUAUGCCAAACCCAGAGAUAGGAAUGACAGCCCUUCCACAGGCUAUGAGGAUCAUCGUCAUAAUAGAGCAAGGACUUCUUUGAAUGGAUCUGGUGGACAGUCUUUCAAUAGCAAUGUCUUCAACCAAAGUUCUGCUGCUCCUGAGCAGAAGAAGGCCAAGGGUUUCCAACGCUUCCUAGAUGUGCUCAACAAGGGUGUGAAUGUUGACAUGCUCACCAAGAUAGUGACUCAGAACUGUGAUGGAGAGGAUGAUCGAGCACAGUCUCCACCUUCAUUCGUGCAGUCUGCAGACCGACCGUUGUCCCCAAGUUGUGUUAGAGGACAACAGGGACGUGACAAAAAAAACUGCCAUUGGAGUGAAAGCGUGGGACCUCAGAGAGGCGCUUCUCCUCAUCACAGGUCUUUCAGCCCAAAGAGGAACUUUCUGUCUGAUGAAAGACCUCUGCAAAGGGGGGAAGGAGAACGCAACUGCUUGAGCUCCAGCAGUAGAUCCAGGUCUCCGUCAGUGGUGGAAAAGACGACGCUGACACCUGAAGAGGAGCACAAGCACCGUCAAAUGCAAGAUGUUUUGCAGGCCAUUGGCAUGAAUUUAGGAUUUGAAGAACUAGGCCAAAUGUCACAUCGGAUCCAGGAGCGUUUGUAUGGAAAGAGGGACAGUGACAGGGAAGGCCAUCGCAGAAAAAGCAGAGAAAGGGACACAAGACAUACGUAUUCACCAAGACUGCAUAGCAGGUCGUCAUCAAGCAGAUCAAGUGUUAGUCCGCCACCUCAGGAAAGUGACAUGAAAAGGGAUGCAGCUAGUACUCCGAGGGAUCUAACAGACAUACAACAAAUACAGAUACUUCAGUCGGCUGAAUAUGAGACAAACUCCAGCUCUAACACAUUUCAUGAUAGGGAGGAUUGUGAAACACGCUCUCAGGAAAUGAGUGCUGUGUCUCAAGCAUUUUCUCAAAAUCACACAUACAAUUUGUCAGAGCCGUCUCCUCCACCUGUGAUGCCAGUGUACUCUCCAGUAAACAGUUCACCCCUGCCCUUCCCAGCCCUGCCCCCCACUCUGCCUCCAGCUCCUCCCCCACCUCUACCUCCGCCUUUUCCACCCGUUCCGCCCCCAGCCCUCCCACCUGCUCUGCCUCCUUAUAUGCCCCAUGUUGGACCCACGUUUUUAUUUCCUCGCCAGUUUCCCCUUCUUCCUGGGCCCCGUGUCCCAAAUUUGAACCUAUUUCCAGCUCUACUUCCUCCAAUGAGACCCCUAUACCCGCCACACAUUAGCAGUCCUCCACCAUUCUUUAACCUUCCACAUGUGAGCCCAAUUCCGCCUAUAAACAACACACAGAAUAAAAAACCACAGAGGCCUCGCUGUUUGCAGGUCAUUGAAACAAAACAGGCUUGAUGAAGACAGUUGAAUAGGUUUAAAAUCUGAAUUUAAAACUGACUGAUUAAGUUGAUAAAAAUGUCUGUCCCCUGCAGAACAAGACACGCUGUUAGGUUUUCAUGAAGUGAACCGUUUUGGCUUCAGCCGGUCCAGUUGUGAUCCCAAAACACAACUUUGAACAUUAUUUCAAAUAAAUUUGUGUUACCUAAAUGAAGCAUUUGGUCCAAAUAUACCCGAGUCAACUUUCUGUCAGUCAAAUAUCUGACCCUUUUUCAUUGUUUAGUUGUGUCAUUGUAACAGAGCAAUGCAGGAGUUAGAUGAUGGCAGGAUGAAAACAACAAUAGUCCAAAAUGAUCCUUUGAUGGUCGUCAUCAUAAGUUUUUUAUUUCAUCUAAAUUAUCUGUAGAAGUCUUCUCUUCCCCAAGAGAGGAAAUCCUGCUUAAAACGUUUCCACAUAAAUAUUCAGUGUCCGUCUAAAGCUCUCCAUGCUGCAGACACAGAUCAUCAGGAGGGGCUGCAAACUGAGCUGCUGCUAGCUUGUUUGUGUGUGCUCUGCUUCUAGGGUUAGGACCCCAUUGUUGUUCAGGGUAUAAGACGUUUUAACCAUGAGCUGAAUGGUUUGCACAGGUCUCUUCCUCUUCAAAAGAAAUGGGCUGGGUGAUUUAAAACCAUUACAAAAAUAGAUAUCGAUAUUUCAUGUAACGCAAAAUGGGAGCUGAUCUGCUCCUUAAAUCUGUCUUACACCACAAAGAAACUACUUCCGUUCGGAGAUGUUUUAGGUAUUUGACAGCUCAUUAGAAAACCCAUUAGAUUAAUGAUUGUCUUACGCUUAAAACGUGUGUCACAUUGGCUGUUUUGAAGUCUGUAGUGGCACUGAACUGGUAUUUAGCAAAGAUCUAAAACAUUCAGAAGCAACCUGUCGUGCAGUAUUAAAGACUAGGCCAAAUACAACAAAAACAGAAAAUCCAAUGAAUUACUUUUGUUCCCCAAAAUGUAAAGGACCUCAAGUUGAUUGAGAACACUAUUCAGGAUGUUUGAGCUCCUGUAUGUAUAACUCAUUGUCAUGCUAAAGAUUUACUGAAAAAACGUUCAGAUAGUGUCUUCUGAUUUUUCAAAACUUUGCUUUCUUUAUUUUGUUUUUCAAAAUAACCACGACUUGGUACAGUAGAGAUGCUGUUUGAGUAAUCUUUGUCUAGAGAGGAGGUCUUGAAGGGAACAGAGGACUUAAACCUAAUAAGUUCAGUCUCUCUGGCCUUGUUCAACCUAUGAUUACUAAACCUGCUCUUUACUGAAGCUAUUGGUUUAGAGGUUGACUUGCAUUGUUUUUGUGUACAAAUGUAUAAAUGUAUUGUGUAAAUAAUUUGAAUUGCAUAUUAUUAAAACACAUUUAAUUGAG
This is a messenger RNA of Labrus mixtus (cuckoo wrasse), 3627 nucleotides long. Its product is annotated as cyclin-dependent kinase 12-like. The record is from RefSeq and is a predicted model, not a curated record. The transcript is spliced from 4 exons. The coding region runs from base 222 to 2249 and encodes 675 amino acids. Lineage: Eukaryota; Metazoa; Chordata; Actinopteri; Labriformes; Labridae.